This is a messenger RNA of Morchella sextelata, 579 nucleotides long. RefSeq lists its product as uncharacterized. The coding region runs from base 1 to 579 and encodes 192 amino acids. The record is from RefSeq and is a predicted model, not a curated record. NCBI's taxonomy places the organism in Eukaryota, Fungi, Ascomycota, Pezizomycetes, Pezizales, Morchellaceae. The transcript has 3 exons.
AUGGCCAGUGAACCGAACUUCGCCGUGAUUGCUCAGUGUCUCGAUGGGAUCAAGCAUGAGGUCGGGCUCCUCCCGAACAUCAUCCCGCUCACUGCUGCCAUGUUUCGACAGGAAAUGCAGCUUACUCUAGGCACCAUCCUUUCCGAGUUGCGGACGGAGAUCGCGGCAAUGCGAGCGGAGAUGGGCGAGAUGCGAGCAGAGAUGGGAGCAGAGAUUGGCCAGCUCCGCGCCGAGAUGGGUCAGCUCCAGGUAGGGGCGGGUCAGUUCCGUGCGGAGCCAAAGACUGUUGCCCAUUCGCCUUCACAAUGCCACGGCGGGAGACGGGGCGCCUCUCCGCUACCCGCCGGGGGUAACGGUCGAAAAUGGUAUGCCGGUCACACAGCAGGACGUCUUGACGCUGAGUGCCGAAGGAUGUCAGCAGACGUCCGCCGCACUUGGGCUCCCGCCCGUGCCGAAUCAGACGGUUAUCUUACGGAGGAGUCAGAUUGCAGAGUAUCUGGGGGUUCCGUUGCAGCUUCAAACUCCUGCCCCCCCGCCUCCAAGCGGAUAACUGGAUAUAAACCUCAAGGUGAGCAUUAA